Molecule: messenger RNA, 1131 nt
Organism: Dryobates pubescens (Downy woodpecker)
Lineage: Eukaryota; Metazoa; Chordata; Aves; Piciformes; Picidae
Gene: TM6SF2
Product: transmembrane 6 superfamily member 2
Exons: 10
Coding region: 1-1131 (376 amino acids)
Biological process (GO): regulation of lipid metabolic process; lipid homeostasis
Cellular component (GO): endoplasmic reticulum membrane; endoplasmic reticulum-Golgi intermediate compartment membrane
Source: RefSeq, a predicted model, not a curated record
AUGCAGCUCCCGGCCGUGCCGGGGGUGUUGGCCCCCUCCCUGCUCGCCAUCCCCGUGGCCUUCGGUGUCAACAGUGCGACCGCCUUGGCCGACAGCCCCCUGGCACUGGUGCUGACAGAGCUGCUGGUGCUCACCAUCCUCUUCUUCAUCAUCUUCUUCGUGACUGGAGUGAGCCACUUCCAGAACCCUCUGUUCUGUGUCUUUGUGGUGCUCUCCUUCAUCUCCAUCAUUGACCUGAUCAUCUCCCUGGAGGAGGAUGGCUUCAUCUCUGGCUUCGUGGAGGUCUACGUCAGAGAGGGUGAGCCCUACCUGCGCACAGCUCACGGCAUCAUGAUCUGCUACUGGGAUGGCAUCGUCCACUACGGCCUCUACCUCGCCAUGAUCGCUGCCAUCGGCCACAGAAGGAGCUACAGGAGCCUGGGUCUCUUCUGGCUGGGCUCCCUGCUGAUGAGCAUCGUCGUCUUCCUCCUUGGGAACCUGCUAGGGAAAUACAGCUCCGACCUCAGCCCUGGCUUCCUCCUCAACCUGCCCUACCUCCUCAUCCCCAUCUGGGCUGGGAUGAAGCUCUUCCAGCAGCCCAAGGUCCUGCCCUGCCUCAGCCCCGAGAAGAUUGCCGAGGAGCAAGGGAAGCGUCUGUACCGGCGGCCCCUGGACGUGCUGCUCCUCCUGCUCCUGCUCCUCGCCGCUGCCUUCACCUUCUUCAGGGGCAUGGUGGUUUUGGACUGCCCGGCUGAUUCCUGCUUCGAGUACGGCUACCAGCAGGAGCCCUACCUGCGGGACCCUGUCGCCUACCCCAAAGUGCAGAUGCUGAUCUACUUGUUCUACUUCCUCCCCUUCCUCUUCCUCUGCAUCUACGGACUGCUGCUGCCUGGCUGCUCCUGGCUGCCCGACUGGAGCUUGGUGUUCGCCGGCGCUGUGGCGCAGGCUCAGUUCUCCCACGUGGGCUCCUCGCUGCACGGCCGAACCCCCUUCCCCUACCAGACCCCCGAGGACGCCUGGGGCAGCUUCCUCCUCUCCAACCUCCUCUACGCCCUGGCGCCUCAGCUCCUGGCCCUCCGCUGCCUGCUCUGCCCAGCGUUCUUCCUGCCCUCCACUCCUGCCAGCUCCCACUUCAGCAAGAAACACCAGUGA